Molecule: messenger RNA, 2913 nt
Organism: Melitaea cinxia (Glanville fritillary)
Lineage: Eukaryota; Metazoa; Arthropoda; Insecta; Lepidoptera; Nymphalidae
Gene: Tnpo-SR
Product: transportin-3
Exons: 10
Coding region: 139-2886 (915 amino acids)
Biological process (GO): protein import into nucleus
Cellular component (GO): cytoplasm; nuclear membrane
Molecular function (GO): small GTPase binding
Source: RefSeq, a predicted model, not a curated record
UUGACGUUGUUAAUGUUUGAUUCCUCUCGAUUUUUGAGAACGUUUUCUUUUUCUAAUUUUACUAUUAGAAUAUGAUGGUGAAUUUACUUAUUUAUAUUGGAAGAUUUUGAAAUUUUCCUGUGAAUAAUAGAACCCACAAUGGAAGCGCCUUCUAUGGAUACUGUUUACCAGGCCAUUAGUGCCUUGUAUGAUAACCCCAACCCAAAUGAAAAAGAAAAGGCCUCGAAGUGGUUAGGAGAAGUACAAAAAUCUAUUCACUCAUGGAACGUAGCGGAUCAGCUUCUGCAAGAAAAGAGAGAUGUACAAUCAUGUUAUUUCGCAGCUCAAACGAUGAGGUCGAAAGUGCAGCAUAAUCUAUCGGAGUUGCCUCAGGACGCCAUUAUUUCACUUCGCGACUCUCUCGUGGCUCAUCUGGAAGUAAUCUCUCCUGAUACGAGCCCUGCUAUCCUCACCCAGCUGUCUUUGGCCCUCGCCGACCUGGCGCUCCAGAUGACUACGUGGAGUAACUGUGUCGGUGACUUGAUCAAAUUGUUCUCAACUAAAAAUGAAUUUGCCCUAUUAGAAGUACUUACAAUGUUACCUCAAGAAAUCGACUCGUCAAGCUUAAAACUCGGCGAAAACCGUCGGGAGGAAAUCAAAACUGAACUUAGAGCUAAUUCUCAAAUGGUGACAUUUUUUCUUAAGGAGUCUUUAAAUAAUUCUCAAAAUACUCACAUAGCUCUAAAGAUUGUUAAAUGUAUGACUUCGUGGAUCCAAGUUAAGGCGAUGAGUAUACAGGAGGUGCCACAGAAUGCUGUUAUAGGGUUCAGUUUACAAGUAUUGAGAGAUCACAAUUCUAUUAAUGUACUGCAUUCUGCCGCGUCUGAUUGUGUUUGUGCAAUUCUCCAUUGUUUAGAGGACAAUAAUAAUAAUGAAGAAAUAGAAAAGUUACUGUUUGAUAGUGUUGCUUCCCUAGAGGAGAGCUACCACAUGGCUGUGGCCCAUGAAGAAGAGGAGAAGGCUUCGAACUAUGCAAGAUUGUUCACAGAGCUAGCGGAAUCGUUUCUGGAAAAGAUAAUCCUAUGUACUGCUAACGGUAAUGCACAUUUUGCAAUGAGGUCACUGGAGCUUGCUCUUGUGUGUGUCGGACAUCACGAUUAUGAUAUAGCAGAGAUCACAUUUAAUUUGUGGUACAGACUAUCAGAAGAGGUGUAUGAGAGAGACUACCAACCUCUCACAGAUGUUUUCAAGCCACAUAUAGAGAGGCUAAUAGAGGCGUUGGCUCGGCACUGUCAGUGUGAGCCGGAUCACACAACACUACCCGAUGAGGGAGAUGAAUUCUAUGAAUUCCGCAUGAAAGUAAUGGAACUGAUAAAGGAUGUGGUGUUCAUUGUGGGCUCGAGUUCAGUGUUCCGACAGAUGUUUGCGGUGCUACAAGCCGACCUGCCUUGGGAACAGACAGAGGCUGCGCUGUUCAUUAUGCAGUCCGUCGCUAAGAAUAUAUUGCCUGAAGAAUAUGAAUAUGUGCCAAAAGUAGUAGAAGCUAUAUUAUCGAUGCCAGAAAACACUCACCCGGCGGUGAGGAAGACGUGCAUCCUUCUACUGGGCGAGUUGUGUGAGUGGAUUGAAAGGCAUCCUGAAUGUCUGGAGCCAUGCCUACAGAGCCUCAUUAAUGCUUUACAGGAUCAGAAUCUUGCUAACGCCGCGGCUAUGGCCUUACAGAACAUCUGCGCGGCGUGCCGCACGGCGGCGGCCGCGCACUCGGCGGCGCUGCUGCGCGCCGCGCGCCGCGCCGACGAGCUGCCGCUGGCGCCGCGCGCCGCCGCCGCGCUGCUGCGCGCGCUGGCCGCCGCGCUGGGCCGCCUGCCGCCCGCGCAGCUGGCGCUGGCCAUGCGCGAGGCGGCCGAGCUGCAGCUGGCGGGCCUGCGCGCGCUGCUGCAGCCCGCCGCGCCGCCGCCGCGCCGGGGCACGCGCUCCGACCCGGCGCUGUGGCUCGACCGCCUGGCCGCGCUCUUCAGGGACGUGGACGCGCCGCCCGUCGACCCGCACCCCUGCCUGCCGGCCUUCCGGGACGCCUGGCCCGUGGUGCGGGACAUUAUGACCAAGUACGUGCGCGAGGCGCGCGUGAUGGAGCGCGCGUGCCGCAGCGUGCGCUUCAUGGUGCGCAGCGCCGGGCGCCGCGCCGCGCCGCUGCUGCCCGAGCUGGGCGCGGCGCUGGCGGCGCUGUACGGCGCGCGGCCGCACUCGGCGCUGCUGUACCUGGCCGCCGUGCUGGCCGACGCGCUGGCCGACCCCGCCGAGCCGGGCGCGGCGCCGGCGCUGGCGCUGCUGCUGCGCCAGCUGCUGCCGCCGGCGCUGGCGCUGCUGCGCGCCGCGCCGCGCGAGCAGCCCGACACGGUGGACGACCUGUUCCGCCUGUGCGUGCGCUACCUGCAGCGCUGCCCGGCCGCGCUGCUGGCGGACGGCGCGCUGCCGGCGCUGCUGCAGCUGGCGGCGCGCGCGGCGCAGCUGGACCACCGCGACGCCAACUGCUCGCUCAUGAAGUUCCUGCACGACCUGGCGCGCCUGGCCAACUCCACGCGCGACGCAGAUAGCCAGAUUAAAGAACACGUCAGUGCGACACUAAUACAGUACGGAGAGACACUCACAUUCGCCCUUCUAGAAGCCUCCGUUCUACAUUUGCAUUCCUACAUGCUGUCCGAGGUGGCAGAAGUAAUGCUGGAGCUGACGGCGUUGUCGAAGCGAACUGGUGUCGAUUGGUUGGCGGCCGCUUUACAACGCCUCGGACGCAAUCCACCAGCCGCGACUGACCAGCAGUGCUGGCAGUUCCACCAGUGUGCUAUGAGGGCAGAAAAAUGCAAGGAAAUGACGCGGCUACUUCGAGAAUUCGCCCGUCUCUAUCGAUAGACCAGGGAUUCCUUCGAGAGCACCGUG